Messenger RNA from Fusarium tjaetaba, 1569 nucleotides. RefSeq lists its product as uncharacterized. The coding region runs from base 1 to 1569 and encodes 522 amino acids. Gene Ontology annotation, cellular component: membrane. Lineage: Eukaryota; Fungi; Ascomycota; Sordariomycetes; Hypocreales; Nectriaceae. Gene Ontology annotation, biological process: transmembrane transport. The record is from RefSeq and is a predicted model, not a curated record. The transcript is spliced from 5 exons. Gene Ontology annotation, molecular function: transmembrane transporter activity.
AUGGGCUUUCCCUCGAACACGGCGUCCAAUGCCGUCAUCUAUGUCACUUAUGCCCUGUUCCUACUCAUGGGAACUGGCAUUGCUUGGAAGAUGAGAAAUCAGUCAAAGGCCGAUUUCCUUUCAGGAAACGGAACCCAGACGGCCUUCCCUCUGGCCCUCAACUUCAUCGCCUCCGCUCUCGGAUCUGGUAUUCUCUUCUCUUACCCUGAGUUGGCCACUAUUUCCGGUGUCCAGGGCAUGAUUGUCUACGCUCUUGCGUCUUCGCUGCCCAUGCUCAUCUUUGGAUACCUUGGCCCUAUCAUCCGACGACGAUGCCCCGAGGGUUUCGUCCUCACCGAGUGGACUCGCCAGCGAUAUGGUGUUAUCACUAUGCUGUAUCUGAGCUUCAUGUCUCUUGUGACCUUGUUCCUGUACAUGGUUGGUGAGCUGUCGGCUAUUGGACAGGUUGUGAAUGCCAUGACUGGCCUCAAACCUCUUCCGAUUAUGAUUGUUCAGUGCGCUGUCACAACUAUCUAUACCUCCCUCGGUGGAUUCAGAAUCUCGUUCAUCACCGAUGUUGCCCAGGGUGCCAUGGUUAUCGGUCUCGUCAUUAUCGCCGCCAUCACCAUUGGCGCAAAGACUGAGAUUCAACGACCUCUCAUCGAAGAGUCUGGUCUUACUAAGUCCAACCUCCUCGGCUGGCAGCUUCUGUACAUCCUACCUGUUGCUGUUUUGACCAACGACUUCUUCCUCUCCUCUUUCUGGCUUCGAACUUUCGCCUCCAAGACUGACAAGGAUCUUCGAAUUGGUACCACCAUCGCCACGAUCGUCAUUCUGUGUAUCCUCACUCUUGUUGGCUCCACUGGUCUGAUCGCCGUUUGGUCCGGAGCUCUGUCUCUCGAGGACGCAGCUGGUUCUGGAUCAGUGGCCUUCUUCGUGCUCCUCGAGACCCUUCCCAGCUGGGUUGUUGGCAUUGUGCUUGUCAUGGUCGUCACCAUGAGCACAGCUGCUUUCGACAGUCUUCAGUCUGCUAUGGUCUCCUCCGGCUCCAACGAUCUCUUCCGCAACAAGCUCAACAUCUGGUACAUCCGUGCCUUUGUCGUCCUCAUCAUCAUCCCCGUCAUCGUCAUUGCUCUCAAGGCCCCCUCCGUUCUUCAGAUCUGGCUCAUCACCGAUCUCAUCUCCGCCGCUACAAUUCCUGUCCUGGUAGUUGGUCUCGUGGAUAAGUUCUACUGGUGGCGUGGCUUUGAGGUCGUUGUCGGUGGUCUUGGUGGUAUCCUCACCGUCUUCAUCUUUGGAUGCGUCUACUAUGGUAACGCUCAGGAGGCCGGUGAGCUUCUCCUUGUGCAGAAGGGUCUCUACGGCAAUGACUGGAGUGCCUUUGGUGCUUUCGUUGCUGCCCCCGUUGGAAGUAUCCUCUGGGGCUGUGGUGCUCUCGCCCUCCGUCUUUCCUACCAGUACAUGUCUGCUAAGAUUCGAGGACAUCGCUUUGAUGCUCUUGAUCGCCCCGUGGACCCUCGUCGUUCGAGCACCGAGGAGGAUGUUCCCACUGAGAACCUUGUUUCUUCGACACCUGGCAAGUUCUUUUAA